This is a messenger RNA of Cuscuta campestris, 8078 nucleotides long. NCBI's taxonomy places the organism in Eukaryota, Viridiplantae, Streptophyta, Magnoliopsida, Solanales, Convolvulaceae. The record is from the annotation of a GenBank genome assembly.
GCCAACAUGACCAAUGGGUUAUAUGUCCUUGACUUGGACAUGCCUGUNUCUGUACUACCAUGCAGGGACUGAAGCAGAGUAGACGGUUAGCUCGAGGCGAGAUUGAACUCCGAGUCGGCAAUGGUGCACCUGUUGCAGCUUUGGCAAUCGGAACUUAUAGUUUAGUCUUGCCUAGUGGUCUAAUGUUGGAAUUAAACGAUUGCUUGUACGUUCCUGCGAUUAGCAGAAACAUUAUUUCUGUUUCAUGUCUUGAUAAGAGUGGUUUCAUCAUUUCUAUUAAAGACAAGUCCCUUUCCGUUUACAGAAAGAAUGUUUUCUAUGCUAAUGCCAACAUGACCAAUGGGUUAUAUGUCCUUGACUUGGACAUGCAUGUCUAUAACAUAUCAGCCAAGAGGAACAAACCAAACGGUUUGAACCAAACAUACCUAUGGCAUUGUAGGUUAGGCCAUAUAAACGAGAAACGCAUAAACGAGUCAUUUGAUCUUGAAUCAUAUGACACAUGUGAAUCUUGUUUAUUGGAAUCAUUCUGGGGGUAUGCGCUGAGCACUGCAAUAUAUACUCUUAACCGAGUUCCAACCAAGGCUGUUGAAGGAACACCAUACCAGCUAUGGACGGGCAAAUGCCCAGUUCUAUCACACUUAAAGAUUUGGGGCUGUGAGGCUUACGUCAAACGUCUUAUGACGAAUGGCAAGCUUGACGCCAAGUCUGAUAAGUGUUUCUUCGUGGGAUACCCCAAGGAAACUCGAGGGUAUUCGUUCUAUCACCCUAUCGAUAAGAAGGUAUUCGUUGCUCGCAAUGGUGUCUUCCUCAAGAAGGAAUUUCUCUCCAACGCAACUAGUGGGAGAAAGAUAGAGCUCGAAGAAAUUCGAGACGACGAAGAAACUACCGCGCCAGUUCAGGAACAUGAGCUAGAGGAACAAACUAUUGUACCUCAAAAUGCUCAAGAUACACAAGAACCCCGUAGGUCUAACCGGUUACGCACACAACCUGAAAGGUAUGGAUUCCUCUUAACCUUUGAGGGAAACGAUAUUCCUACUUUAACCACCGUCAAAACGUGGUUGAGUAAGAGUUUCUCUAUGAAGGACUUGGGAGAUGCCAGUUAUGCACUUGGCAUAAGGAUCUAUAGGGAUAGAUCACGGAAGCUGUUAGGUCUCAGUCAAAGUACAUACAUAGACAAGGUCCUCGCUAGAUUCAGCAUGUCUGAAUCGAAACGAGGAAGUUUGCCUAUNCUCAUAGGAAACGAUAUUCCUACUUUAACCACCGUCAAAACGUGGUUGAGUAAGAGUUUCUCUAUGAAGGACUUGGGAGAUGCCAGUUAUGCACUUGGCAUAAGGAUCUAUAGGGAUAGAUCACGGAAGCUGUUAGGUCUCAGUCAAAGUACAUACAUAGACAAGGUCCUCGCUAGAUUCAGCAUGUCUGAAUCGAAACGAGGAAGUUUGCCUAUAGUCCAAGGCACGAGUCUUUCCAAGACUCAGGGUGCUUCCACUCCAGAGAGGAGGCACUUAUUACGCACUUCCUUGAUAAAGUGGCCGGUUGAUGAUAGGGACAAUCAACUGAUCUCCACUCUACCCAAUGAAGCAGAUGUUUACAAAGCUAUUAUGAGUCUUAACCCAGACAGUGCAGCUGGCCUGGAUGAAUUUAAUGGUUUUUUCUUUAGAACCUGCUGGAACAUUAUCAAGGUGGAUGUCUUACUUGCUUGUCAGGAAUUUUUCUUGGGAUUUCCAGUUCCCAAGUCUUUUGGUAGAACUUUCAUUACACUUAUACCUAAAAUUGAAGAUCCUAAAAGAUUUGGUGAUUACAGACCCAUAUCCCUAUCAUCCUUCAUGAGCAAAAUUAAUACCAAGAUUCUGGCAACAAGAUUGUCCACCCUUCUCCCAAAAUUCAUCUCAGAGGAGCAGGCAGGAUUUCAAAAAAAUAAGGGUGUUGAGGAACAGAUUCUGUUGGCUGAAGAGAUGGUUCAUAUGAUUGAUAAAGAGAGACUAGCCAUCCUCAUCCAGCAACACAAAGUAUCGUUUGCUUUCAUCAUUGAACCCAAAUCCUCCAUCAAGAAAAUCAUCAAGUUCCAACUAGAACUUGGAUUCACUAACUCCAUCAGCACUUCCAACAACAAAAUCUGGUUAAUGUGGAAGGACACCUGCUUCAACUACAUAAACCACUUUGAAACAGAUCAAAUCCUCACUGCUCACCUAACUUGCCACACUUCAAACCUGGAAAUCUUCAUCAGUGGCAUCUAUGAAAAACACACCAUUGAAGAAAGAAAAGAUUUUUGGGGUUCAAUCAUGGCUCACAGCAAAAACGAGACUCAGGCCUGGAUUCUUGGAGGGGAUUUCAACACCAUCACCUCUUUGGACCACUAUAAAGGCAAAAGCUCCCCCAAUCUGCAAGGUAUCCAAGAAUUUGAUCACUGCAUCAUGGAAAGUGGUCUCAUUUCUCCCCCAUUCUCAGGCAACCCCUUUACAUGGACUGUAAUCAGAUCCUUAGGCAGAGUCUGGAAAAGGCUAGACAGGGUUUUUGUUAACAAUACCUUUCUAGACAAUUUCCAAGAGAUUAACUCCAUGCAUAUUUCGAGGGGAACUUCAGAUCACUGUCCUAUUUUGGUAAAAGCUUCUAACCCCACUUUUAAUGGUCCAAGACCAUUCAGAUUCCUCAACUGCGGGCCAAAUCACCCUACCUUUAAAGCUCUCAUAAGCAGAAACUGGGGCAAAUACUCUGGAGGAGGCAUGAGGGGUCUUAUGAACAAAUUGUUCAAUCUUAGAAAGGAACUUCAUACUUGGAACAGGACAGUCUUUGGGAAUGUUUUCAGCAAAACAAAAGAACUUGAAUCCUCAGUGCUUGAAGCAGAACUUCUUUAUGAUGAAAAUCCCUCUACUGAAAAUAGAUCCCAUCUUCAUCAACAAAAAGCACUUCUUAUUCAAGCAACAAAUAAUGAGUUCUCUUACUGGAAGCAGAAAGCAAGCAUCAAAUGGAUUAGAGAAGGAGACUGUAACACCUCCUUUUUCAUUCUAUUGUUAAAGAAAGAAGGAUUUCUCAAAAGAUUCAUAAAAGCAGGUCUGGGGAUGGUCAGUGGAUUCAAGACAAGGAUGACUUGCUUAAAGAGGCCGGCCAACUUCUAUUUCCAGCAACUCUACUCUAAAAAGGACAGUGAAAAUACUGAGGAUUUCCUCUCACACAUCCCAAACCUCCUCACUAUUGAUGACAACAAUCUGCUUACCCAACUCCCUAAUGAGAAAGAAGUCAAAGAUGCCAUCUGGAAUCUGGACCCCCAAAGUGCUGCAGGCCCUGAUGGAUUCACUGGAGAAUUCUACAAAAGUUGCUGGGAUAUUAUCAAAGAAGAUGUGGUAAAAGUAGUUCAGGAAUUCUUUCUAGGAAUCCCUACUCCUAAAAGUUUAAAUGAAUGCUCCAUUAUCCUGAUCCCAAAGAAAGAUAAUCCCAUCACCUUUGAAGAUUUCAGGCCUAUUUGUCUUUCAAAUUUCAUAGCCAAAGUCAAUACUAAUGUUAUGUCUCAGAGAUUAAGAAACUUACUUCCUAAAUUAAUCUCUGAGGAACAGGGUGGCUUUGUCAAAGGAAGGCAGAUCCAUGACCAAAUUCUGAUUGCCCAGGAGAUCAUCCAGAACUUGGACUACAAGACAAGGGGAGGCAAUAUUGCCAUUAAGCUGGACAUGUCCAAAGCUUUUGAUAGGGUUUAUGCACAACAGAUACCCAGCAGGAACAAUGAAGACAAUGCGAACCACACACUCAAGGAUUGCAGAUUCAGUAAAAAUAUCUGGGCACACUUUGAAUCUAGUUUCAAGGUCACGACAACUACAACACAUGGAAUUUGCUCUUACCUGUCGCUCUGGUGGAGGAGCAAUAGUGUUGACCAGCAAAGUCAAGCAGAACGCAAGGUGAUUCCAGGCAUCAUAGCGCACGAAAUCUGGAAGGAGAGAAACAAAAGAACUUAUGACAACGAAUCAAGAACCGAAACCCAAAUCAUCCAUAUGAUCUGGAAAAAGUUGCUGGAAUGGACAAUUGUAAAAGGAAAGAGGAGAAUCAGCGUCACUCACUCGUCCAUCCCAUUCAUUUCAUUACCGGCAACUCACACCUUCCCCUGGACAAGCGCAAGGGAAGGGCUGAUACUUAGUACAGAUGUUGCGGUGAAAGAUGAUAUUAUGUGUGGCGGAGCAAUCCUACGCAUAGGCACAGGAAGAUUCAUUGGAGAAAAGUCAGCAAUAAUCCAAGGAACAGAAAACAGUGAAGAAGGAGAAUUGGCUUCUGCACUAAUGGGCCUCAAAUGGGCUGUUAGUAUCACAACACAACCCAUCAACAUCCACUUAGAUGCAAAAAAUGCGGUGAAACGAAUCACGGAGAAUAAACAGGAGGACCUUUUUAGUAACGAGAUUUAUCAGUUGCUGGCAAAAAAUAGAGGGUUACGCCGACCGCCGCUAUGGCGGUCCGGCGACCAUCUUCAAUACAUGACCACCCCUCUCCCUCAACCUCCCAAGAACCGCAGCUUCAACGACAUAGCUCUCAAAGGCGACUUCAAACCAGCGACAAAAUUCAAAGGGCAACCGGCCAUCUCCUUCUCAGAUGACGACAUCAACAAUUUGUCUGCUAGGUUUGUUCGCACAAUUGUGGGACGUUUCACCAAGGGCAGACCUUGCCUAAUUUCAAUCCGUAAGGCCUUUGAGCGAAUCGCUUUUGAAAAGAAUUUUACUGUAAGUUUGCUUGAUGAAACUCAUAUCUUAAUCAAUUUCGAAUCUGAGAACGAUUUUCUGAGAUGCUUGGUGCGAAAAUACUGGAAGAUUAAUGGUUUUGUUUUGAAAGUGUUUCGCUGGACUCAUGAUUUUGACCCUGCCAUUGAUUCCCCUCUAAUUCCGGUUUGGAUUAGUCUUGAAGGUCUUCCAAUUCAUCUCUUUGACUCUCUGGCUUUGUAUUCCAUUGCCAAUUUGAUUGGUAAACCUCUGAAAACAGAUGCUGCAACAGCAAGCCUGUCAAGGCCAUCUGUUGCUCGUAUCUGUGUCGAGGUUGAUACCAUCAAAGACCUGCCCAAUGGUGUCUGGAUCCAUCUUGGCCAACUUACAUUUCACCAACCAAUCAUUUAUGAAGAUCUUCCUGAAUAUUGCCCCUCCUGUAAAUCUUUUGGACAUAAAAAUUGCAAAAAGGCCACAACCUCUAGAUGGGUGGUGAAGGACACAACAGGGACUGCAAAUAUAGCACUUGCUGUAGCCGUUGGAACACACUUGGAACAAUCUGUCCAGGUUGAAACACACUUGGUACAAUCUGUCCCAAAAUCUGAUGCCAAUGGGUUGGAACAGAUAUUAGUUCCUGCAGCUGAAACCUCUGAAUCUGAAAACGAGGAACAAUCUGCUAUAGAUACAGCUACACAUAAGGCAAGUGUUGAAGCUUUGGCAACCACCAUUGAUAAGGGUAGGGAUGCUGAGGCUCCCGCGCCAACUGACAGUGCUGAAAACAAAGGUGUGUUGGUUGAGAUUGAACUCCAAGUUAUUGAGGAUGCUUUUCAGAACAACAAAAAUCCUCCUAACAAUGACCCUAAUUUCGGGGCUGAACAAAGCUGUGAGGCACACAAACUGUCCCCUAAGACAGAUUUGGAAGGCACACAAUAUGAAGAAGAAUUCCUGCCUCUCUGUAAAGAGUCUGUAACUGCUACGACGGAUGAUUUUCCAGCCCAAAAUCAAGGUAGUGAUGCACACACUCUUUCCCUCGAGAAAGAGAUGGAUGGCACACUAUCCCCUUCAAUGAAUGGAGAUGAGAUUUCUGAUCCUACACAUACCACAAAUAUUCCCCCAUCUAUAACUAACUAUGCAGGUUAUGACUCAAUUACUAUUGGACCAAUUCUUCAGUCUUUUGAGGUGGAUGGCGAACAUUAUGAAAUUAAGUCCUACGUUGAAGAAGCGGAGACAAGUAAUCAAAGGGAGGAGCCUAACUUCCAAGAUGUCCAGAGCAGACGCAGCAAAAAAGCGGGGAAGAGGGGAACUACACCAAGGACGAUUAAAACCAGAAGCUACGAUCCAAACCUUGAAGUUGGAACGGUGAGCGAGAUCACUAGAUAUUGGCCUAGCCGCAAAUCAACUACAAUGGAGAAAAUUGUCACUACCGAAAGUUACUCUGGGCCCUUUUGGUACGUUGGACCCGUCGGCCCAAUUGGGGCAGAUGGGAAAAGGCCAAAGAAAAUAAGGCCCAAAAACCUCGCUUUGGAUCAGCACCCGGAGCUAAAAGGUUCCUUAUUCACUUGGUCAGGAGUUAGAAGUCAGGGCAGGACCUGGCGCAGAGUUGAUAGAGUCCUACUCAAUCUGGACACCAUGGCUUCUUUUGAGGAUCUGGCCCUCACUCACUUGCCUAGAGCCAACUCUGAUCAUAAACCCUUACUGCUUUCCUGCCUGGACACACCCCCUUCUGGUGCAAAACCAUUCAAAUUUCUUAACGCCUGGAUGCAGCAUGAUUCCUUCCUAGCCACUGUCCAAGCUUCUUGGAGCAGCACUCCCACUAUUGGAGGUAUGAGAGGUCUGGUUUUAAAACUGAAAACCCUUAAACUGGCUCUUAAGGAUUGGAACUCGUCCCAUUUUGGAAAUAUCUUCCUUAAACUCAAAGAAGCAGAGGAAAUUGCAUCCAAAGCCCAAGAAACCUAUGAGCUAGACCCUUCUGACCUCAACUGUGAAGGGGCCCAACUUGCAAAUGCUCAACUUAUUCAAGCCGUCAACAGAGAAGUGUCUUAUUGGAAACAAAAAGCAAAUGUAAAAUGGCUGGAGAAGGGAGACACCAAUUCUAAAGUCUUUCAAGCUUUUGUUGGGGGGAAGAGACAAAGGCUGAAUAUCAAUCAUAUCAUUUCUACCGAGGGAAGAGGUCUUUCUUCUGAAGAUGAUAUCAAACAAGAAGCCAUCUCUCACUUCCAAAAGGCUUUUAAAUCCACUCCCUGUGGUAAUAUGGAGCCUAUUCUCUCUACUAUACCUGUAGUCAUCACACAAGAAGACAAUGCUUUCCUAACUUCCAUUCCGUGUAUGGAGGAGGUUAGGAAUAGGGUUUGGAGUCUAGAUGGAGACAGUGCAAGUGGUCCAGAUGGGUACAAUGGCAACUUCUUCAAAACUUUCUGGUCCAUCAUUAGACAUGAUAUCCUCUUGGCAUCUCAGGAGUUUUUCCUUGGGCUCCCUAUUCCUAAAGGUUAUGGCAGUACCUUUAUCUCUCUUAUCCCCAAGAAGGACAACCUUAAAACCUUUGAUGAUUUCAGGCCCAUAUCUCUCUCAACGUUCAUGAGUAAAAUUAACACCAAACUUCUUGCAAAUAGGCUUAAAACGUUGUUUCCAAAAAUCAUCUCUGAAGAGCAGGCAGCUUUUCAAAAAGGAAAAUCUUGUGAUGAUCACAUCCUUCUGGCAAAGGAAGCGAUCCAUCACCUGGACAAAAAGACUUUUGGGGGGAAUGUCAUAAUCAAGAUGGUGAGUCACCUCAUCUAUGCAGAUGAUCUCAUCAUCUUUUCAAAAGGAGACAUUAGAAAUUUGCUGAAAAUCAAAGCCAUUCUAAGGGAAUACUUCACAGCCUCUGGACAGGAUAUGAACAACAACAAGAGCAGAUUUUACACCAGUUCACACACAAACCCUGUCCAGAUUCAUAAAAUGGAGGAGGCUUUAAAUAUCAAGGCUGGCAAAUUACCCUUCUCCUACUUGGGGGCAACCCUGUGCAAAGGGAUACUCAGAAAAGAACACUGCAGCAAAAUUGUGGACCACUUCCAAAAGCAUUUAACUUCUUGGUACAGCAAAACCAUCAACCAAAUGGGCAGACUCGUCUUGAUUAAACAUGUCCUCUCUUCCAUUCCUUUACACCACCUGGCAGUUCACCUUCUACCUUCGUCAAUCACUUCUCACCUCAACUCCCUUAUGAGAGUAAUUACUUCUGGCGAAGCAAAAUGGGUAACCCAAUUAUCACUGGAAAAGCUGGAGUUUCUUGUGUCAACCUAAACAUGCAGGUGGGCUAGGUAUCAGGGAUCUGGAGACCAUUCAAAAGGCCUACUCUCUCAAACUCUGGUGGAAAAUUCACACAGACAGUGGGCUUUGGGCCACUUUUAUGAGGAACAAAUAUCUUGCAGGCAA